Camellia sinensis is the source of this 2500-nucleotide messenger RNA. RefSeq names its product CDPK-related kinase 5. Gene Ontology annotation, molecular function: ATP binding; protein kinase activity. The record is from RefSeq and is a predicted model, not a curated record. Gene Ontology annotation, biological process: protein phosphorylation. Lineage: Eukaryota; Viridiplantae; Streptophyta; Magnoliopsida; Ericales; Theaceae.
GUAAAUCCAAUAGGAGAAUUACUCAACCUUUUACUCCAUUCCAUACAUACAGUUGAGUUUCAGCUACUCCAAAUUCAACCCCUUCCUUUCUCUCUCACUUUCUCUCUCUACAAAUUCGAAACCCAGCAAAGAAAGUGGCCAUGAGCCACUUCCACACCUAACAAAUCACCCAACAGAUCCAAUGAAUUUACUCCAAAUGCCAUCGAAAUUGUGAGCCACUCGUCUCUGAUCGGAGGGACACCAUGGGUAUGUGCACCUCCAAACCGCCCAAACCCAACCCCUACUCCGGCGGAGAAACCCUAGAACUCGACGCCCCCGAACCUUUCCAAACCCCGGCCGCCAAUCGCCGCCGCAACGACGAUUCCGACGCCUCCGCCAAAAAGUCCCCGUUCUUCCCCUUCUACAGCCCCAGCCCCGCCCGCUACUUCUUCUCCAAGAAGUCUCCGGCGAGGUCCUCGACGGCGAGCGCCAACUCCACGCCGCGGAGGAUCUUCAAGCGGCCCUUCCCGCCGCCGUCUCCGGCGAAGCAUAUAAAGUCGUUGCUGUUGCGGCGGCACGGGGCGGUGAAGCCGAAGAAUGCGACGGCGAUACCGGAGGGAGAGGAGGGAGAGGGAGGAGAUGUGGAGGGGCUUGAUAAGAGCUUUGGAUUCUCGAAGCAGUUUACGAGUAGGUAUGAAGUUGGGGAAGAGGUAGGGAGAGGGCAUUUUGGGUAUACUUGUUCUGCUGUGGCUAAGAAGGGUGACUUGAAGGGUCAACGGGUUGCUGUCAAAGUCAUCCCCAAAACCAAGAUGACAACGGCUAUUGCAAUUGAGGAUGUGAGAAGGGAGGUGAAGAUUCUACGAGCAUUGACAGGACAUAAAAAUCUUGUGCAAUUUUAUGAUGCAUUUGAAGACCACAAUAAUGUCUAUGUAGUGAUGGAGUUAUGUGAAGGAGGGGAGCUUUUGGACCGAAUACUUUCGAGGGGUGGGAAAUACUCGGAGGACGAGGCAAAGGCUGUCAUGUUACAAAUCCUAAAUGUUGUUGCAUUUUGUCAUCUCCAGGGUGUGGUGCACCGAGAUCUAAAACCAGAGAACUUUCUGUUUACCUCCAAGGAUGAUGAGCACUCCCAGUUGAAAGCAAUAGACUUCGGCUUAUCAGAUUUUGUGAAACCAGAUGAAAGGUUGAAUGAUAUUGUGGGAAGUGCAUACUAUGUGGCACCUGAAGUUUUGCACAGAUCUUACAGUACUGAGGCCGAUGUGUGGAGUAUAGGAGUGAUAGCAUAUAUCCUUCUAUGUGGCAGUCGUCCAUUUUGGGCCCGAACUGAGUCUGGAAUUUUUCGGGCAGUCCUAAAGGCUGAUCCGAGUUUUGAUGAAGCCCCUUGGCCUUCUUUAUCUUUAGAGGCUAAGGAUUUUGUCAAGCGUUUAUUAAAUAAAGACCCUCGGAAGAGGAUGAGUGCUGCUCAGGCUUUAAGUCAUCCAUGGAUUCGGAAUUCUAAUGACAUAAAAGUUCCUCUUGAUAUUCUUAUAUUCAGACUCAUGAAGGCCUACAUGCGAUCUUCAUCUUUGCGUAAGGCUGCUUUGAGGGCAUUGUCUAAGACAUUGACAGCGGAUGAACUGUUCUUCCUAAAGGAGCAAUUUGCACUAUUGGAGCCAAACAAAAAUAAUAGCAUAACAUUAGACAAUAUUAGGACGGCCCUGAUGAAAAAUGCGACAGAUGCAAUGAAGGAGUCUCGCAUCCCUGAUUUUCUUUCAUCGUUAAACGCACUGCAAUACAGAAGAAUGGAUUUUGAAGAAUUCUGUGCAGCUGCAUUAAGUGUCCAUCAGCUGGAGGCACUUGAUCGCUGGGAACAACAUGCUCGUUGUGCAUAUGAAAUUUUUGAGAAGGAUGGAAACAGGGCUAUUGUCAUUGAGGAACUUGCAUCGGAACUCGGCCUCAGCCCCUCAGUUCCGGUUCAUGCCGUUCUCCAUGACUGGAUAAGGCAUACUGAUGGAAAGCUUAGCUUCCUUGGGUUUGUCAAGUUGUUGCAUGGUGUGUCCAGCCGAACUCUUGGAAAGGCACAGUAAAAGCUGGACAUGCCUGGCAAAACCUUGACAGUGUUGAGUUUUCUAUUCUCUUUAGCGCCAAAUGAAUGGGUCAGAAGUAGUUUACAGAUACUCGGGAGCUUUGAUUCAUUUUUCUAGGCUUGGCAUUCUGGGAAGUUUGCCCCUGCUAUUUGAUUUCGUUCAAAUUGCAUUUCAUAAUUCUUAUGGAAAUGCUUAAAAAAAAGCUUGAAUCUGCCAGAAUCUUCACGUCAAGUUGUUGUGCUAUUUCAAAGCUAUGAAAGGCAGUGCAAGUCAGUGUAAAGUUACGGUUAGUGUGGGCAGAAGAUUCUACUGAAACCCUUUCGUCGUUGCUUUAUAUAUAUAUAUAUAUAUUCUGUUUCUGUAUCCAUUCUACUCUAUUUAAUACAACUUUGUAUGCUUAAUUUUUCUUAAGACGUGGAAUGAAGUUCUUUUUGCUUUUGGCAUAUCAUUUUCUUAAA